Molecule: messenger RNA, 1680 nt
Organism: Momordica charantia (bitter melon)
Lineage: Eukaryota; Viridiplantae; Streptophyta; Magnoliopsida; Cucurbitales; Cucurbitaceae
Biological process (GO): RNA processing
Molecular function (GO): ribonuclease III activity
Source: RefSeq, a predicted model, not a curated record
ACCCAGGUUCCGAUUAUCAAGGAGACAAAAUGCUAACUUUAUCGGCGACUUCGACGAGCGUGGUGGCUUCGUGGGAUACUCAGCAGAGGCUUUCGUAUAAUCCCAAUGCCCCGAGAAGGCCCGGCAAGAAACCCAGUACUCUCGCUCUCUCGCCGACCUCCCAAGCCACCGGAAACGUUACCUUAGCUGCCCCAAAUGUCCGGCCGGACCAAAUUGUCUCCGACCUCCUCAAGCGUCGCAGUCCCAGCCCAAUUGAAGGCAAACCAGUGGAGCCGGAGGGUCUCUAUUUGGGAUGUGAGCAGUGGUUGCCAAAUCCACCUAAGGUUCAGAAACCUCGAUCCGUGUUCAAUGCAGCAUCAUUAGCAUAUAUUGGUGAUUGCAUCUACGAGCUAUAUGCUCGCAGGCACUUUCUGUUUCCUCCAUUGAAUAUUGAAGAAUACAAUGACCGUGUGAUGGCUGUCGUUCGUUGUGAAGCACAGGAUAUUCUACUCCAGAAACUUCUUAAUGAUAAUUUCUUAACAGAGGCAGAGAGGGACAUCCUUCGCUGGGGAAAAAACGUUGGUUCCUCCAAAACACGUACAAAGAAGCGUGCUGGUGCAGCAGUUUAUAAUAGGGCGUCUUCUCUAGAAACUUUAAUUGGUUACCUUUACCUGAACAAUGUUAAACGGUUGGACGAAAUCAUGCAAAAGCUCGGCUUCUCAACGGAUUCAUCCUUGCAAUUGAUUUCAGAGGAAUCAAAUAGCAACCAACUGGGUAAGUUAGGAGACAAUGACAAGAGCUGAUAAUCGUUGAGCGGAACCAUGGGACUACACUAAUACUUCUAAAUGGAUUAGUCCAUCAGCGUCUAUACAGUUUAUCAGAAAUUGAUUUUUGUGGCUGCUGGCUCUGCUUGAUCUGUGUACAUCUUACACCAUUCUUUCCAGUUCGUAAAGCUCCGUGCAGAUAGGCAUGUUAGUUAGUUGACAUUUGUGGUUCUUAGUUGCCUAUUACUUGUACUUUGUGGGAGUUGUGUAAAUUAUCUUUUCAAACUCUCUUGUUAUUACAUCCCUCUUACCAUUUUGUAUUCUGGCGAUGUCUCCAACUUCUAUCUGCAGCAACGUAGCAUGGAAAUACAGAUAUUUGAAGAGAUAUUUGGCUCAAGAUAAAGGAUGUAAUCCAGUAUAAACGACGCGGUUAUAAAACUUCAGUUUGGUUUGGUUUGUGUGCGUUGUUUUGGCACGAGAUUAUGAUUCCUAAAAAGUGCCACUUUAGCUUGAGUUUGAAGAGGCAAAAAGGAAGAAUAAAGUUGAGGUGAAAUUACCAUAUUAGGACUGCUUCACAGCAUGAGAAGCCCAACAUGGUCCAAACAGAGCAGAAAUGAAAUCAGCAGAAAGCCCAAGAGAAAGGAGAAACCCACCCCUUAUUCGACAUCUUAAACCUAGCCUAGAAAUCUUAAGUCGGGGAUAGAUAUGGAAGAAUCGUGCAGCCUAAGUUUGAAUAGUUUGUGUUUGAGGUUCAGGUUUGUAUAGCGUAUUUGGACUGCUUCGCAGCUUGAGAAGCCCAACAUGGUCCAUACAGAGCAGAAACGAAAUCAGCAGAAAGCUCGAUAAAGGAGAAACCCACCACUCGGAGGGCGUUUGGCACACAGAUUCGACAUUUUUUCAGCUUUUUUUUUUUUUUUUUUUUUUUUGGUGGAGGGUU